AUUUAAGAAAGCUUGUCACUUAAGAAAGUUGUGUGGAGAUUACACGAUGUACUCCAUAACUGUGUGUAAUACAGGUUUGUUUAUACACACCGAGCAUACAUCCAUACCGUACUGUACAUUCAAUCGGCUUAAGAGAAAAACAAACGACUUAACCGAGAACUCAGUCGUCAACAACCCAGGUUGAACUCCAGUUAUCAAAUCGAAACCAGCUCUUCACAAUGUCCAAAAUCCUUCGCUACUACUAUGACCUAAUGUCCCAGCCGAGCCGGGCCCUCUACAUCUUCCUGGAGAAGACCAAAAUUCCGUACGAGCGCUGUCUGGUGAACCUGGGCAAAGGCGAACACCUGACCGACGAGUUCAAAGCGGUCAACCGCUUCCAGAAGGUCCCGUGCAUCGUCGACAAGGGCGGCGACCUCAAGCUGGCGGAAAGUGUGGCCAUUUUGCGCUACCUGGCGCGGGAAUAUCCGACGGUGGCGGACCACUGGUACCCCAAGGAUUCACGGCUGAGGGCACGCGUUGACGAGUACAUGUCCUGGCAGCAGCACAACACGCGGGCCACCUGUGCGAUCUACUUCCAGUACGUGUGGCUGCGGCCACACAUGAUGGGAACCAAGGUCAAUCCGGAGCGGGAGGAGCAGCUGCGGGGACAGAUGGAGACUUGUUUGGACUUUAUCGAGCAGGAUUAUCUGGGGAAGGGGGAGAAGUUCCUGGUUGGGGAUCAGAUCUCCGUGGCGGAUCUGUUGGCGGCAUGUGAAAUUGAGCAACCCAAAAUGGCCGGAUUCGACCCGUGCGCUGGACGACCCAAUCUGACGGCCUGGAUGGCACGAGUUCGAGAGGAAACCAAUCCGUACUACGAUCAGGCCCACAAACUGGUCUACAAGAUUGCACCGGCCAGCGUUCCAAAGCCGAAACUUUGAGUGUUGUUUUUAUUAAACGAAAUUUAACUUUUA
This is a messenger RNA of Culex quinquefasciatus (southern house mosquito), 950 nucleotides long. Its product is annotated as glutathione S-transferase theta-1. Gene Ontology annotation, biological process: glutathione metabolic process. Lineage: Eukaryota; Metazoa; Arthropoda; Insecta; Diptera; Culicidae. Gene Ontology annotation, molecular function: glutathione transferase activity. The transcript is spliced from 3 exons. Bases 219 to 917 code for a protein of 232 amino acids. The record is from RefSeq and is a predicted model, not a curated record. Gene Ontology annotation, cellular component: cytoplasm.